This is a messenger RNA of Lycium barbarum (goji berry), 414 nucleotides long. RefSeq lists its product as uncharacterized. The coding region runs from base 1 to 414 and encodes 137 amino acids. The record is from RefSeq and is a predicted model, not a curated record. NCBI's taxonomy places the organism in Eukaryota, Viridiplantae, Streptophyta, Magnoliopsida, Solanales, Solanaceae. The transcript has a single exon.
AUGAAGGAAGCUGUUGUUCCCACAAAGUAUACAAUUAAUGAGCUUCAUAAAAUCAUUGCAAGGUUUUAUUGGAGUACUAAAGAAGAGGGUAAAAGCAGGCAUUGGUCCUCAUGGGACAAGGUUUGUUUACCAAAAGAAGAAGGUAGACUAGGAUUCAGAUCUCUAGAUGAUGUGUCUAAGGCCCUUUUUGCCAAAUUAUGGUGGAGAUUUAGAACAUCAAAUACAUUGUGGUCAGCCUUCAUGUGGAAUAAAUAUUGCAAGAAGAUGAAGCCAACAGAAGUGCAGUGGAAAGGUAGUUCACAAGUUUGGAAAAGAAUGAUAGAAACAAGGGAUGAGGUGGAUCAACAGAAAUGGUGGGAACCUAGAAAUGGAGCAUGGGAUGAUAAUUGGACUAAACUUUGUUCAAUCAAAUAG